Rubroshorea leprosula is the source of this 1315-nucleotide messenger RNA. The record is from the annotation of a GenBank genome assembly. NCBI's taxonomy places the organism in Eukaryota, Viridiplantae, Streptophyta, Magnoliopsida, Malvales, Dipterocarpaceae.
UGCGCUUCUCCCUGCAAUGGCCGGCAUCAGCUAGACCAAUUUGCUGAUUGUCCGAAUUCCAUUUUAGUUGUAUUCUUCUUUCUGUUUGAUUCAGUCUCAAAUCUCCACUGAAUUUGAGAUUGGAUCGUCCUGUUUUUAAUUUUUUGUUGGUUUGAGUCAUCUGGGCACCGACAGAAAUCCUUGAUUUGGAGUUGCAGUGAAGGAAGUUGUUCGAUUUUGGAUUUUUAAGGAAGUGGGUCGAUCAGAAAUUGGGUCUAGAUUGGUGGGUUAAACUCUAGGAUUGUUGGGUGUUUCGUUCGUCGGAUUUUUUUUUUUUUUUUUUUUUUUGGAUUCAAUUUCUGGGUUUGAUUUGAAAUGGUCUGUUUCCAUACCUCAAUCUCGGUCUGCAACUCCGUUGACCAGCCCCCGAUAACAAUCAUGUCGAAUUUGCUGAACUCGAAUGAUUUGUACCCGAAAUCAAGGCACAGUAGUCAGGUUCUGAGGAACAAGAAGGUACCCAAUUCACCAUGCUGCCUGAAUAUCCCUGUUUGCGAAAGGUCUCGAUCUGCUGUAGUUGAUGUUGUGAUCCUGGUUGCUGUUAUUGCUGCUUGCGGGUUCUUGCUAUUUCCUUAUGUCAAGUUUGUAGCCCUUCAAUCAACUAAUUUUAUUGGGGCUGUGUUUUAUUUGGUUAAAGAGGAGAUCAUGCAAGCUCCCAUGAUUUAUGGAUCCAUAGGAAUAAGCUUUUUCUGUGCUGCAAUGGCUGCCUGGCUUGUGCUCCUCUGUAUGACUAGGAGAUGUGGGAACCCGAAUUGCAAGGGGCUUAGGAAGGCAGCUGAGUUUGAUAUUCAGUUGGAGACAGAGGAGUGUGUAAAGAAUUCCAGCACUGUGGGGAUAGAUGGGGUCAAGAAAGGACUUUUUGAGCUACCGCGUGAUCACCACAGGGAAUUGGAAGCUGAGCUAAAGAAGAUAGCACCGGUGAAUGGAAGAGCAGUUGUCAUUUUUCGAGCAAGGUGUGGAUGUUCUGUUGGGAGAUUGGAGGUUCCAGGGCCUAAGAAGCAAAGGAAGAUCAAGAAGUAGGAUUUUGAUAUAUAACUGAUAGAGAAAGGAUGACGCAAUACAGAAAAUAGUCAUAAUGCAGAGAGGAGUGCCUUCUCUGGUCAGUUUUAAUCAGAACUUCUUUGUCUUUAAAUAAGCCCCUGAUGGCAUUAAGCUUUGAGGACUAUAUACAGUUGGUUAUAGUGGAGGAUAUAAGAAUCCUUUCUUUCAUCCAUUUUAAACAGUAUUUCAUAAUGAUUUGCUUCUUAAGGUUUAUAUUACACGUCCUUCAUAUUGUGCA